UUUACAUUAAUUACCCUUGUAAGAAGACCUCGUAGUAAUGAAUUUUCAAACAUCGGCAAAUUUUUAUUUACAAUUCAUUUUAUUUCCGGUAUUCGCAAUAUUUGUCGAUUUUUUCUAGCACAGAACAUUUAUUUUUUAAAUUCUAAUGGAACAGUUAAUACAAAUAAAAGAAAUAAAAAACGAUGCCGGUACAUCUUUGUGCUUGUCAAACUCGGUCAGCAUGGAUAUAGUGAAGAGGAAGUUACCAGUGAUUCAAUGGCUACCGAAGUACGAUUUCUCACUGUUUUUGCAGGAUGCCUUGGCAGGAUUUACCGUGAGUUUGACUGAGAUACCUCAAGGAAUAGCUUACGCCCUUGUAGCAGGCUUGGCAAGUCAGUAUGGAUUGUACAGCGGCAUAAUGGGUGGAAUAGUAUAUUUUGUCUUUGGUACUUGCAAAGAUAUCAACAUGGGACCCACAGCAAUCAUGGCCCUGUUUAUACAGAACAGUGUGUCAACAAUGGGAGCUGAUGGAGCAGCUUUAAUAACCUUUUUGACAGGGUGUUUGAUAUUUUCGGCUGGAGUAUUACAUUUAGGAUUCGUUGUUGAAUUCUUUUCCUAUCCUAUUAUAACUGGUUUCACCACUGCAGCAGCUUUAAGUAUAGGUUCUUCACAACUAAAAUCGCUGCUAGGCAUAAAAGGAUCAGCAAACGAAUUUUUGGAAGCGUGGAAAUCAGUUAUUUUACAUAUAGGCGAGACUAGAAAAUGGGACGCUAUUCUAGGAUUUUGUUCGAUAGUUUUUUUGUUUAUAUUUAGGUAUAUUCGUGUUUAUGGAUCGCUUAAGUACAAACCAGAAUGGACGACAAGAAGAAAUGUUCUGGCAAGGUUUAUUAUUUAUUUGUCCCUUGGAAGCAACGCUUUGGUGGUAAUAGGUGGAACUAGCAUAGCUUACGUUGCUGAAAAGAACUACAACUCAACACCAUUCGUUCUCACAGGUGAAGUAAAAAGUGGGUUUCCUAGUCUAUCAUGGCCACCAUUCAGUACUACAUUUAAUGGUACUUACUUUGGUUUCACCGAUAUGCUGUCCGAGUAUGGUUCUCUAAUAGCAUUUUGUCCACUGGUUGCUUUCCUGGAGCAUGUUGCUAUAGUUAAGGCUUUCUCUAAAGGAAAGAUCAUAGAUGCUAGCCAGGAACUUAUGGCAUUGGGAUUAGGCAAUAUAGCGGGUUCUUUUAUACAUUCCAUGCCGGUCACGGGUUCCUUCACUAGGACGGCCGUGAACAACGCUUCCGGAGUGAGGACCACUACAGGAGGGCUGAUAACUUCACUGUUGUUACUCGUUUGCUUGGCGUUUAUUACUGGUGUGUUCCAGUACAUUCCAAAAGCCACGUUGGCAUCUGUGGUCAUCGUUUCGAUGUAUUAUCUUUGUGAAUUUCACGCCAUAGGUGUAAUGUGGAAAACAAAAAGACUAGAUCUCAUACCUUACGCCAUCACGCUCUUCUGCUGUCUCUUUAUCAGUCUAGAGUACGGCAUUCUCAUAGGAAUAGGCACCAGUUUAGUGUUUAUACUGUACGACAGCGCCAGGCCAAAGUUACACAUAGAGCAGACAGUGGUGCAAGACCGCGUGGUAUACGUGGUACGGCCAAAAGUAGGACUUUACUUCACUUCGGCUGAGUUUUUGAGGGACACCAUACUAACGGAAUGUGACGAAGAGAAAUCCAUAGUUGUCAUCGAUGGAGAAUUUGUAAGAAACAGCGAUUCCACGGCGGCUAGGAAUUUCUUGGAUCUACUUGACGACCUUAAAGUGCGCAAUCAAGAUGCAGUUUUUUGGAAUUUCAAAGAUGGCGUGCGAAAUAUUUGUACGGGAAACAGUGAACAAAUGGGUCGGCAUUUUAAAAAUGGCGACCUGAGCGACGCUAUUAAGGAAUUGUAACAAUUUUUGUGAUCAGUACAUUAUGAGAAUUUAGACUCAGGGAAGAAAUGUGACGAGUGUGAUGUAUACAGGGUGUCCCAAAUUCGAGGGUGGCCUUUGGGAUAUAUCUCGAAAACCGUGAGUGAUACGAUGUAGAUUAAAUUAUGGUAAAUUUUGAGCGGACUACGCUCGAAUUUGGGACACUCUGUAUAUAUGAUAUAUUUUGCGUUUUUGUAAAAAUAUUUUAAUAAACGAGCUACAUAUACGUAUAUACUUUUAUAGAAAAAAAGAA
Messenger RNA from Sitophilus oryzae (rice weevil), 2177 nucleotides. Its product is annotated as sodium-independent sulfate anion transporter-like. Gene Ontology annotation, molecular function: sulfate transmembrane transporter activity. The record is from RefSeq and is a predicted model, not a curated record. NCBI's taxonomy places the organism in Eukaryota, Metazoa, Arthropoda, Insecta, Coleoptera, Curculionidae. Bases 146 to 1906 code for a protein of 586 amino acids. Gene Ontology annotation, cellular component: membrane. The transcript is spliced from 10 exons. Gene Ontology annotation, biological process: transmembrane transport.